AUGGCCUCUUGCGAUAACAGCCCCGAGCCUAUUGCCAUCAUAGGAAUGGGUAAGUUAAGACAGUCCUUGCAGCUUCGAGUCUUGUCUGACAAUUGGAUAGCAUGUCGGCUCCCUGGCGAGGUGACUUCACCUUCUAAGCUCUGGGACCUACUAGUUGAAGAAAGAUCUGGCCAAUCUGAUGUCCCAGCUAACCGAUUCAACGUGAAAUCAUGGUAUCAUCCCGAUAAAAUGCGGCCUGGAAGUAUAUCAACACGAGGUGGAUACUUCCUUGGUGAAGAUGACUCGUACCGUCAAUUUGAUCCAUUCUUCUUUGGGAUCAACCCUAAGGAGGCUGCCAGCAUGGAUCCUCAGCAGCGAAAGUUGCUGGAGGUUGUUUAUGAGAGCUUUGAAGCAGCUGGUGCUCGCCUGGAGGACGUCUCCGGCUCAAAGACUGCUUGUUAUGUCGGAAAUUUCACAUGGGAUGUUGGCCAAAUGCAAGCUCGAGAUAUCAACCACGGUGCUCCGUAUCAUAUGACAGGUGGUGGCUUGACGAUAUUAAGCAAUCGAGUCAAUUAUGUGUUCAACCUGAAAGGACCAAGCAUGACAAUUGACACAGCAUGCUCUAGCACAAUGUAUGCUCUGCACUUGGCCUGCCGCAGUCUGCAGGCUGGCGACUGCUCAGCUGCCGUAGUAGCUGGCACCAAUUUGAUUUUUGGAGUCGAGCAGCAAAUUGGCAGCGUACGCCUGGGUGUGCUGUCCCCAACUUCGAUCUGUCAUACAUUUGAUGAGUCCGCAGAUGGAUAUGCGCGUGCCGAGGCUGUUGGCUCUUUGUAUCUGAAGACUUUAUCCCAGGCUAUUGCGGACGGCGAUCCAAUUCGUGCGGUCAUUCGAGGCACAUCUAUUAAUGCCAACGGAAAGAGCCCUGGCAUCAGUCACCCCAGCGCAAAAGAUCAAGAGAUGGUUAUCAGACAGGCAUAUGCGAGCGCAGGCCUGGAUCUGAACCAGACCGGAUACUUCGAGUGCCAUGGCACUGGUACCCCAGUAGGAGAUCCACUGGAGGUUUCGGCCAUUGGAAAUGUUUUUGGGAAUGUGAGAACUACCGAAGAUCCCUUGCUGAUGGGAUCUGUGAAAACAAAUCUGGGCCAUGGAGAGGCAGCCAGUGCGAUCUCCAGUCUGAUCAAAACAGUUCUUUGCUUGGAGAAGGGAGAGAUCCCUGCGACCAUUGGCAUCAAGCGACUGAACCCUGCCCUAAAUUUGCGCGAUGGUCGGUUGCAAAUUGUCCAAAAGCUCUCACCAUGGCCCACUGCACAGUCAUACCGCCGCGCCAGUGUUAACUCAUUUGGCUAUGGUGGUGCCAAUGCACACGCCAUCUUGGAUGCAGUGCAGUCGUAUCUGGGUAAUUUCCACCAGAGCAUCCCAAACUCUCUCCCUGCAUCUGAAGUGGUCUCGUCGAAAAAAUACCUGUUGCUGCCAUUCUCAGCCCACAGCGAGUCAACAUUGGGGAAAAACAUCAAAUCCGUCUCUCUAAACUUCCAAAAGAACCUCCAUCUCCGCGACCUCACGCAUACUCUGAGCUCGCGCCGCAGCAACCACUCCGUGCGAGCGUUUACACUGGUUCCUGGAAACUCGAACACUGAUCAGCUUACCGAUUCUCUGACAUCGGAGAAGCUUACUCUUGGAAACGCUAUGGGAGCUCCUCCAAAGCUUGCGUUCGUCUUCACUGGACAAGGUGCACAGUGGGCACAGAUGGGCUAUGGGCUCGCACAAGAGUUUGCGGUCGUGCGCCGUACACUGCAAGAGCUGGGCCACACCAUAUCCAAGUUGCCUAAUGCCCCUGAAUGGGAUCUUUUGGAAGCUCUGGCCCAGCCAAAGUCAAAAAGUCGCGUCAACGAAGCGGAGCUCUCACAACCUCUCACUACUGCAGUUCAGAUCGCCAUGGUUGAUCUCUUGCGCUCCUGGGGAGUGAAUCCUACAGCCGUCGUCGGCCAUUCUUCUGGAGAGAUCGCUGCCGCUUAUACCGCUGGGCUAGUUUCAGCCAGGGAAGCCAUCAUCAUUGCAUACCAGCGUGGCGCAGCAACUGUGAAGAGUACACAACAUGGUGCUAUGUUGGCUGUUGGACUGGGCCCAGAAGAAGUCUUGAAGGUGAUCGAAGAUAUCCCCGAAAUAGGAAUUGCAUGCUACAAUGCUCCGGAUAGCGUCACCCUCAGCGGUACCGAUGAGGCGAUUGAUGAUGCCCGCGGUCGCUUUUCUCGUGCUGGCGUCUUCAAUCGGAAGCUGAUAACUUCUGGUAACGCCUACCACUCUAAGCUAAUGACCGAGGCUGGAGAACACUAUGAAGAGUCACUCAAGGAGUGCCUACUUCCUAAUGAUCCGCCAUCAGCAGGUCAUCCGUCAAUCACCAUGUUUUCCUCAGUCACCGAAGAAGAGCUUUCAACGGUCGAUCUGGAUUAUUGGAGGAAGAAUCUCGAGUCCCCUGUCCGGUUUGACCAGGCAACUCACCAACUUCUCAAAACGCGCCCGGAGGUAAAUUUGGUGAUCGAGAUUGGCCCGCAUUCGGCUCUGGCUGCACCGCUCAAGGCAAUCCGGACAAGUUUGAGCUAUAGUCCCGAGAGACUGGGCUACCUUUCGGCCCUCAAGCGUAACACCGACUCAGUUGAAUGUCUGCUUAAGCUUGCAGGCUCUCUGUUUUUGUCCGGGUGGCAGGUUGAUCUCGCCACAGUUAAUGCAGACGAGAUAGUCCACCAAGACCACACUGGAGCCGAGACAAUUCGAUACUCGCAUGGCUCCUUCAUCAAAGAUCUGCCAACAUAUCAGUGGACAUACGAUGAAGCGCUACUGUGGAACGAAAGCCGUCUGAGUACUGACAUCCGUUUCCGUGAAUAUCCUCACCACGACCUAUUGGGAAGUAGACUCCCUGGUACGUCGAAUGCUGCACCAGCAUGGCGAAAUCUUGUUAGUUUGGAGAAUGUCCCAUGGCUCAAGGAUCACCGAGUUGGCGAUGACAUUGUCUUCCCAGCCGCUGGAUAUGUUGCUUUGGCUGUCGAGGCAAUCACUCAAAUCCGCGGUUCAGCGGUCGCAGCGACGAAAGACGUAUACACUCUGCGCGACAUGAGCAUUAAAUCCGCAAUGGUCCUCAAAGAAGGCAUCAACACAGAACUCAUGUUCGAUCUUCGGGCUGUUCCCGGUCUAUCUGCCACCUACCAGUUCACGGUGAGCACUUUCUCGCAAGGGACUUGGACUGAACAUGCUACCGGAGCGGUCCAAAUCGACAAUGAAACUACAGACGAUCGAUUGCUCUGGGCUGACCACAGGAAUCUCGGAAGUCGCGGUGGUAUGAACAAAGACAGCUACGAUCGCCGUUGGUACUCUGCCAUGGACAAAGUCGGAUUGGUUUAUGGACCAGGCUUCAAGACUCUGUCUGAUAUUCAUGCAAGCUCCGAUCACCAUCAGGCAACUGCAGAGGUUUCGGGGAGUGCUACUGAAGAUCUUAUGGGUCAACAGUCAAACUACAUUCUUCACCCAACAACCCUCGACGCCUGCCUGCAGCUUUCAAUCAUCGCGGCUCAUCAUGGGAAACCUGAAAGUCUAAAGAAGGUUUACCUUCCUGUCGCUAUCCCGAAAAUGACAAUCUGGCCUCAAAAUAUUGGCGGUGACCUCCCACUGGCAGCAUGUGGGCGAGGAUACCACCGAGGACUUAGAUCAGUUCAGACGUUCAUCGACCUCUCAUCGCCAAGUAACAAAUCAAUUCUUCAUGCGGAAAUCUCGUUCUCGUCACUGGAAACAGCAUCCGAUGAAACGACAAGCAAAAGCCCCCAGCCAUACACUCGAUUGGUCUGGAAACCGGACUUUGAUCGCAUGACAAACGCUGAAGCCAAUGUUCUGUUCCAUGGCACCGAAGAAGACAUUUCGAUCUCCAAGCACUUUUUCUCUGCACUGGAACAGAUUACCAGGCUGGCAAUUCGAAGCAGCGCUGAGAGGCUUCCAAGCGAUCUUCAAACAGAUAACAUGCCUAGCCAUAUGGUCAAAUUCCUGGCGUGGCUGAGAGCAGAGGGACAGGCUCUCUCCAUCAGCGAGGGUCAUGACGGCCUGAACGGAAAGAGUCUCAUUGAAAAAAUUGACUCUAUCGCCCGAGAAGUCGAACAUACUGUUCCUGAGGCCGCUAUGGUAGCUCAGCUCAACUCUCGAAUGCCAGAAAUUCUAUCUGGAACCGUUGGAACACUGGACGUCAUGGUUGAGGACAACCUCCUAUCCAAGAUCUAUGAAGAUGGCUUUGGACAGGUUGGUGCAUACGCCAAGUUGAGUAGCAUUAUGGAGCUCGUGGCGCACAAAGACCCUCGCCUCCGUAUUCUCGAGCUAGGAGCAGGUACUGGCGGUGCGACAAAGCCUAUGCUCCAAGCCCUUCAUGGAGACACUUCGCUGCCAAAAUUCGAAAAAUAUGACUUCACUGAUGUGUCCAAGGCAUUCUUAGGAGUUGCUCAAGAGAAAUUCCAGGGCUAUCGCAACCUUGACUUUGGCAUCCUCGACAUUGAGAAUGACCCUGUUGCCCAGGGCUUUGAAGAGGGAUCAUAUGAUGUUGUCUUCGCUUCGAAUGUCAUUCAUGCAACACGAAAUGUUGCAUCGUCUCUUCGGAACUGCAGAAAACUCCUGAAACCCAACGGCAAGCUUGUAAUCAUCGAGACAACCAAGCAACGACAAGUCACCGGUUACAUGCUUGGGGCUCUGCCUGGAUACUGGCUUGGUGCGGAUGAUGGGCGACCUUCUAGUCCGUUCCUGUCCAAAACCUUAUGGCACCAGCGGCUGCUUGAUGCUGGGCUUUCGGGGGCAGAUAUAGUGCUUGAUGAUUACCCGGAGCCCGCUGAUUGCACUACCCUGAUGAUUUCCCGCAACACCGACGCUUCUACUCACCAAAAUGGUACUAACGGAGUGAACGGGGUCAAUGAACAGAAUGGGUUGAACGGAAUCAAUGAAGCGAACGGCGUCAAUGGAUCUAACGGCCACCACGCCACCAACGGGCAGAAUGGCACCAAUGGCACCAAUGGCCACCAGCAACCCAUGGUCACUCUGAUCUAUCGCAAUAAGCCCCAGCCUUUCCAGGAGAAGAUUGAACAGCAUUAUGCAAAGCUUGGCACAUCGACUCGGUCGAUGGCUUUAGAAGAGGUCCCCACAUCACUUCAGCGUGAUUCUCGAACGAUCAUGCUCGGUGAAUUGGAGGGUCCGCUUAUGGCACGCAUGACUCCAGCCGAGAUGUAUGCUAUGCAACGUUUCACUCAGCUGGCCGCAACCGCUGUCUGGGUAACAAACAUCGAUGUUCUACGUGGCCAGGAUCCGGAGAAGUCUCUGGUCUUUGGAUUAGCAAAAUCCAUCAUGACUGAGCAGCCCUCUUUCCAUAUUUGCAGUGUGGACGUUGAUAUCUUCGAUGGGCAGACUGAUUAUCAGAAUAGUGUCAAGACCAUUGUCGAAACCGAAGCUGCCUUCCACAAGGAUCCUAGCGGUGAGCUUGAUACAGAGUUGGUCGAGAAGGAUGGCUUGGUCUAUAUCAGUCGGUAUGUGACCGAUGAUGCGGAGAAUGCCAAUUUCGAACGCCACUUCACUACCAAGCCAACUACCACAAAACUUGUGGAAAGCAAAACCUCCAAAUAUUCACUUGAUUUUGAGAAGGUUGGCCGCCUGGAUAGCUUCUAUUUCAAGGAGCAGGCCUUGAGGCCACUCGGCGAUCAUGAAGUCCUCCUCGAUGUCCAGAGUGCUCCGUUCGAUAUUCUGUCAAUCCCAGCUCUCAAAGGACAAUCCUCUUCUCCAUGCUUUGGCUUGGAGAUGGUGGGAAUUGUCCGUGCUGCCGGCUCUGAAACAUCAAAGUUGAUGAAAGGAGAUCGAGUAUGCUGCUUCUAUCCUCAUCACUUUGAUACGGCAAUCAUCGUGGAUGAGCGUCACUGUGAAUUACUUUCAGCGUAUGAGCGUUCCGAGGAUCUGAUCAGUCAGAUACACCCUGUCGUCAUGUCCCUGCAUGUGGUGGAAACACUGCUGCGAUUACAUCCAGGCGAUCGGGUUUUGAUCGACUGCCGCCAGGCACAUCUUGCCUACGUCAUCUCCCAGGUUGCUCUUCUGGCUGGCUCCGACAUCCAUGUCACCUUCAGCUCCAAGGCCGGACAAGUUUCACUCCAGCAGCUUGGCGAUGAGGCUAAUUUAGUGGAUCGUCAGGCUGGAUUUGACAACAUGUUGCUUGACAAUUCAUUUGAUGCCAUCCUUACCGACUCGAAGAGUGGCUAUCAGCUGCUCGGUAACUCUAUCAACCAUGGAGGUCGCAUCGUUGUUCUAUCAAAUGGUGUUCCUGGUGAUAUGGCAAGCGCCGCGGUCUCAUUCCUUAACAAGGGUAUCACCAUCGGAGUAUUUGAUCCCAUUGAUGGGUUUGCAACUGCUCCGCUUCAGCACUCCAGGUUAGUCGAGGAAGCAUUAACGUUAUACGCGAAGCUAACGAAUCCAAACAGUCUUCUUGUCAAAGCUCUGGACCUUCUUCGUCGCAAUGCCAUCCGCCCGAUCUUGUCUACGCAAUAUGACUUGUCUGGUUUCGCAGAUGCUGUCGUCCAAGUCUCCCAGGAAGACUUCGUCGGACGAGUGGUUCUGACACGAACACCGAGCACUGUUGUUCCUGUUCAUACAGUAACCGCACCAUUGUGGUUCAACCCCAAUGCUUCAUAUCUCCUGAUUGGUUGCCUAGGUGGACUAGGAAGAAGUCUAGCCACGUGGAUGGCCUCCCGUGGUGCCCGUCACUUCAUUUUCCUUUCGCGAAGCGGUGCCGACAAACCAGAAGCAGCUGCAUUGGUGCAGGAACUGCAAGAACUCACUUGGACCCAGUACCUCGGCUUGACAGUGCAAGUUGUUCGAGGUGAUGUUUCGAUCAGGGAAGAUGUCAAUAGGGCCAUUCUCUCUGCUAAGCACCCCAUCAAAGGAGUGGUCCAGGCCGCGAUGGUACUCAAAGAUACACUGUUUACUGAGAUGACUCUCGGUCAAUUCAACCAAGUCCUGCAUCCUAAGAUGGUGGGCACCAUUAACUUGCAUGAACUUCUUCAAGGGCACGAUCUCGAUUUCUUCGUGAUGACCAGUUCUGUCCUCGGUGCAAUUGGUGCUGCUAUGCAAAGCAACUACUCUGCCGCAAACGCGUACCUUGAUCACAUGGCACGUCAUCGCCAAAGCAUGGGACUACAGGCUACAUCCAUCGCAUUGGGAAUGAUUCUUGACGUUGGACACGUCGAAGAGCAUCCCGAGGUAGAAAAGGCCCUCAAGCGAAAUGGCAUGUACGGAAUCAGCGUUGAUGAGUAUCUCCUCAUGAUGGAGUUUGCCUGCCGCCGCCGUGAUCUUACCAGCAUCUCGAGCGAAGGACCAUUCAAGUAUGACCCCUGCGCAUCUUCCCAUAUUGUUACUGGUAUGGAUCCUACUCGUGUUUCUCGUGCGGGAGGUAAAUCCCUCUGGUUGAAAGACAAUCGACUCCGCAACCUUGUUGCGGCACUGGGUGGUGGAAGUGAUGGGGAUGUACUCAAUGCCGAGCAGUCUGUGGGUGCCAAUACCCGGGAAUUGUUGGAGGCUGCCCGGGCUGAAGGAGGUGAUGUGGCUGUCAAAUCAGCCAUUCUGGGGUUGAUUUUGGCGCGAUUCUCGAAAUUGGUUCUCUUGCCCGUUGAAAAGAUCGACCCAGGCAAAUCCCUAUCCCACUAUGGAAUGGACAGUAUGAUUUCGGCGGAGCUGAAAAGCUGGGCCUGGAAAGAGUUUACUGUUGACUUGCCCUUCUUGGGGUUGUUGGAUCAGGGCCUCACAUUUGAUGCAUUGGCUGAUCAAGUUCUUGUCUUGGCCGACACCAAGUCCGCCUGA
Messenger RNA from Penicillium salamii, 7836 nucleotides. The record is from the annotation of a GenBank genome assembly. NCBI's taxonomy places the organism in Eukaryota, Fungi, Ascomycota, Eurotiomycetes, Eurotiales, Aspergillaceae.